AUGAAUGCAGGAUACGACAAAAUUACAUAUCCCCCAGACGAGAACAGGAAUACGGAGUUCAUCGUCGGUGAUACGCACCCGUACUCGGCACUCACAAUGUUGCAGCCUGCUGGGUGUUGGUUGAACUGCCUCAAAGGGCGCAAUCUUUCCAAAUUGUCGGCAACGGGAGCUAGGCCUGAUUCGGCUCGCUUGUCUCCGGACAAUUAUGGGGCCAUUAUGUCAUUAUUGGCGAAUGUUCUCCACAAGUUAUGCGGCGAGUUAUGCGGCGGGUUAUCAGAUCAGGUCGGGAACUUGGGGACUUGGUCCGGUGGGCGGAGCGAGGUUUUCCCGGUCAGGUCACUUCGAGACUGCACGUCGGCUAGCUUACCUGCGCUAGUGGAGUUCAACUGA
Histoplasma capsulatum G186AR is the source of this 390-nucleotide messenger RNA. RefSeq lists its product as uncharacterized. Bases 1 to 390 code for a protein of 129 amino acids. The transcript has 2 exons. The record is from RefSeq and is a predicted model, not a curated record. NCBI's taxonomy places the organism in Eukaryota, Fungi, Ascomycota, Eurotiomycetes, Onygenales, Ajellomycetaceae.